Molecule: messenger RNA, 1577 nt
Organism: Podarcis raffonei (Aeolian wall lizard)
Lineage: Eukaryota; Metazoa; Chordata; Lepidosauria; Squamata; Lacertidae
Gene: UBL4B
Product: ubiquitin like 4B
Exons: 2
Coding region: 941-1522 (193 amino acids)
Molecular function (GO): protein binding
Source: RefSeq, a predicted model, not a curated record
AGAACUUCGCAGAGUCCAUAAUGAAAACACCCAGAAGAUGUAGUAAUGGUCCCCAACUUGGAUGGCUUUACAGUGAAGAUUAGACAGACACAUGGAGCAUAAGGCUAUCAGUGUCUGCUAACCACAAUGGCUUUGUUCUUCCUCCACUGUUGGAGGCAGUAUGUCUCUGAACACCAGGUGCUGGGGGUCACAAGUGGGGAGAGUGCUCUUUGACUCAUGUCCUGCUUGUGGGCGUCCCAUAGGUAUUUAGUUGGUCGCUAUGAGAACAAGACUAUGGAAUGAAGAGCUUUUGGCCUGAUCGUGCAGGGCUCUCCUUACGUUCUUAAUAUCAUAUGGAUCCUGCCCCUCAGUUGCUUUGUUUUCUACAAAGGCAAAGGCCCAGAGAUUGUGUAUUGAUGACUGGAAUGCAUAAGCAGUUUUUGAGAGACAAAUUGAUUCAUCUAAUAAUACUUGGAGUGCAGACAAGGCACACUCAGGCUGCUCCUUUGGCCCAGAGGCAACUCAUCAGCAUUUUAGUGCACAUUUCUCCAGAUGUAGUGUUUUGUGUGCAACAUUCCCCAAUAUACACAUUUUUGUAUGCCCACUUCACUAACAUAGUGCGUUUCUAUGCACACUUUCUCCUAAUGUUUAUAUAUUUUGGCACACAUCAUUUCACUGCAUUGCAAAAUGCAGAGAUGUGUGAAUUUCAAAGAAUAUCGAUUUCAGUUUGUGCUGUAUCAGGAAGUGCAAAUUAGGGAGUAAUCAUGUCAAAGUGCAAUCUGAAUUGAAAUUAUCCCCCAUCCAAACUUCCCCCCUUUGUUCAACGCCUAAAGUUCACAGUGACCGGCCCUGGUAGAAUUGUGACAUCAGAGGAAAAUCAGCCAAUCGCUGCCUUCCUCUUUGUCCCUUCCUAUUCCCUCAUUCAGGCAGGGCUUGAUUUACUAGCCCAUUGAGCAAGGCAAUGCUGCUCACAGUGAAGAGGCUGCUUGGGCAGCAGUGCCGCCUUCAGGUGUCUGGUGAGGAGAGGAUCUCUCUGGUGAAAAGCCUGGUGUGUGAAGAGCUCAAUGUCCCCGAGAACCAGCAGACCCUGUUGUUCCAGGGGAAAGUGCUGGAGGGGGAGCACAAAUUAUCAGACUAUCUCAUUGGCCCAGAGUCCAUCCUCUAUCUGGUCAUUAAAAAACCUGAGCAAGCUCGUCCUGAGGAGCCCUCAAAGCCGACCGCUGCCCAGCCCCACUCAGUGUGGUAUCGACUCUCGCAAGUCCUGGAGAAACAUUUCAGAACUUCCGACGCAGUGAGGGUUCUCGAGCGGGUGCUGAACGACUACUACAAAGGCCUUGGCUUGCUGAGCCUGGAAAACAUCGAAGAGUUAGCAGGGGACCUCCUAAGUCCUGAGGAGGGUGAAGGUGAACCGGUGGCUACAGGUGAGCUCCCCCAGCAAGAGGGGCACCCCACAGCCCCAGUGUCUGAAUCCAGGGAGGAUAAAGCGACCCAGACUGAGCCACAAGAAAUGCUAGGAGGAAGGUGGUGCUGGAAGAACUCUUGAGUAGACUUAUUUAGAGAGGUCUAAGCGAAAAUUAAAAUAGUGAUGGUGUAUGGAA